ACGGUAAAAACAAAAGAAGCUCAAGUUCACCUGAGCGUUCUCCACGCACAUAGAGAGUAUUGUGGUGAUAAGUGUGCACGUUUUGUCUUGAUCUCCCCUUGUUUACAAUUGCCUAUUACAAACGUAUUAGUACGAAUAUAACAAAAACAAUAACACAUCAACAUUUGUAAACAAAUCUCGACAUGGAUUAUUCCAGCUCAGACGAGGAAGAAUAUAAUUUUCAGCGGUACUACCUGGAUGACAUGGAUGACGUCUCAUUUCAUGCCUCGCCUCAAGUAUCAUCUCAUGUAGCGUCGGUUGAAGAAGAAGAUAUACCAGGACCAUUGGGUCUGCAGGAGCAACUCCAGACCAAGCGAAAGACAGGAGGAAAGGCGACAGGACAGACUGGUAAAAAGGCGAAGGACAAGACCGCAAGAAAGGCCAAAGGAAAGAAGGGUGAAAAUACAACAGACCAGGCGGACGGAGCAGCCAAAGGAAAGACGGGAGGAAAAGCAAAAGAAAAGAAGGGCGGGAAGGCAAAAGGAAACACGGGAGGAACAGCGAAAGAAAAGAAAGCACGAAAGGCGAAAGGAAAGGGGAAAACAAAAGCCAAGAAGUUUACAAUGGGUGGAGUGACAGGUCGCCGCGUUCCCUCUCAUAUUGCAGAAAGGAGAGCAGAACGUAUAGCCGAGCUAAGGACACUAAUUGCGGGGUUAACUGUUGACAGGAUGCGGGACGUGCUCCUGGGUGUUGUGGAAAGGGAGAGCGGCCUCGUGCUUGACUUACUUAGCUGUCCCCCCCGCGAAGAGCUGAGACCAAGCCCUCAGCCAGGAUGGUGCUCAUGUGGCAAUUGUAGGCCAAUGCAGAGGGAUAUUGAGGCCCUAUGUUGCGGUUUGGAGCCAGAAAAUUGCCUUUCUCGAUCACAGGUCAGUAUUCAGUCAAGACACGAUAGGUCUUGUCAUUAAAAAUCUAUAUCACCAUCCAAUUUCAAACCGUAAAUAAAAAAUUCCAUAUUGUAAGGUAAAUCAAUAUUUUUUAUAUGUCUACGCGGUUAUUACA
Molecule: messenger RNA, 1038 nt
Organism: Strongylocentrotus purpuratus (purple sea urchin)
Lineage: Eukaryota; Metazoa; Echinodermata; Echinoidea; Camarodonta; Strongylocentrotidae
Exons: 3
Coding region: 183-944 (253 amino acids)
Source: RefSeq, a predicted model, not a curated record